Molecule: messenger RNA, 1406 nt
Organism: Trematosphaeria pertusa
Lineage: Eukaryota; Fungi; Ascomycota; Dothideomycetes; Pleosporales; Trematosphaeriaceae
Product: A1pp-domain-containing protein
Exons: 3
Coding region: 21-986 (321 amino acids)
Source: RefSeq, a predicted model, not a curated record
AGAGCCUCUGCCUCUCUUUGAUGCUCCGUACACUCUCGUCUCGGUUUAUUAUACGCCCAGCACCCCUCUACCGUAAGCAAGCCCGCGCGCUCCGAUACAACCGCAGAAUGGCCGAACCAAUCCCAUUGAGCGAGAUUCCCACCCUCAGCUUGCUCUACAAGCUCAACCGCAUCGCACCCAUCGACGACGACACCUCGCCCGCAUACGCACCCAAUGCCACCUACAACGACAAGAUCUCCGUGAUCCGGCAAGACAUCACCGUGCUCGCCGUCGACUCCAUCGUCAACGCCGCCAACAACUCGCUGCUGGGCGGUGGCGGCGUCGACGGGGCCAUCCACCGCGCAGCCGGUCCGGAGCUCCUCGACGAAUGCGAGACGCUCGACGGCUGCGACACCGGAUCCGCGAAGAUAACAGACGGCUACCGCCUCCCCGCGAAGAAAGUCAUACACGCCGUAGGCCCAAUAUACUGGUCAACUAAGUCAGAGGGCACGCAUGCCGAGCUGCUGUCAGGCUGCUAUCGCAGGAGUUUAGAGCUCGCGAUCGAGAAUGGGCUGAAGAGCAUUGCGUUUAGUGCGCUGAGCACGGGUAUCUACGGGUAUCCGAGCGAGGAGGCGAGCGAGGUCGCGCUAGAGACCGUGAGGAAGUUCCUCGAGGAGGGGAACGCGGAUGAGAUGGAGAGGAUUGUUUUCUGCAACUUUAUGCAGAAGGAUGAGGAUGCGUACUUUAAGAACAUCCCGAAAUACUUCCCACCUACAGCUACCGAAGAGAAAGCCGAAGAGAACGCGGAGGAGGACGCGGCAGAGAAGUCGACCGACGAGACCGAACUCGCUGCCAAGCUGCCCGAUGCCCCCACCGCCGAGCCGAAAGAUCCCGAGGAGCCAUCACAGAAGAAGCAGAGGACCGAGAUGGCAGAGGAUGACUUCGUAGUCGUGGACAAGGAGGAUGCAAAGGAGGCUAAGGAUGAUGCACCGAAAGCGGACCUGUGAAGCCAGCAUCUCUUACGAAGGGCAUGAUAUGGUUUGUUUGCCGGGUCUGAUGGCCCUAAAUACGCGGCGUUAUAGGGGAUUGCAUGCAUAGAGUAUACCCUGGAGAUGAGUUGAAAGGGGACAUUAUGAUUGAAUGCCUGAUAGAGAGUGUGGACGUAUCUUGUCUGUACUGCUUUGUUUUCAUGCCGCAGUUUACGCCACUCGAAGACGGAAUCCGCCAUUAGAUGCGGCCGUGGCUAAUGCAAAUAUUGCAUGCUUCCUAAGUCCGACCGCAUCUUUUUCUGUAUGCGGCAGAGAGCAGUAAACCUCAGCCUUGCCUCCUGCAGAUUCCCGCCGGACCGGCUCGACCGGGCUGUGCAUUCAUACUUGCCUUCGAGCGUGUCUGUAUGGCUGCAGGCGAUAUUUUCAUUUUUAGAAGAC